This is a messenger RNA of Bombina bombina (fire-bellied toad), 4751 nucleotides long. It is a transcript of the gene FCHSD2, whose product is annotated as FCH and double SH3 domains 2. The transcript has 21 exons. Gene Ontology annotation, biological process: neuromuscular synaptic transmission; regulation of actin filament polymerization. Gene Ontology annotation, cellular component: neuromuscular junction; recycling endosome. NCBI's taxonomy places the organism in Eukaryota, Metazoa, Chordata, Amphibia, Anura, Bombinatoridae. The record is from RefSeq and is a predicted model, not a curated record. Bases 268 to 2544 code for a protein of 758 amino acids. Gene Ontology annotation, molecular function: protein binding.
CGGGUUAGAGACCCAGUCCUGAGCCUGUGAGUCUUCCCUCCUCCGUGUCUCCUCUCCUCCCACUGGCCGUGUCCCUCCUCCCCCAGACUAGCAGCCUCAGUCUCUAGCUUAGUAGUGUCGGCCCUUCAUGGAGCCCCCCGGCCCGCUCUUCUCCUCCUGCAUCUCCUGACACAAAGCCCGGACCCCCCGCGCCUCUCUCGUUUCCCCUCCAAGGCCCUAAACCACAGUCCCUUUGGGCCCCCCUCCCCCGAACCUUCCCCUGGAUUUAUGGUGGAGCAUCGGCCCGGCAUCAUGCAGCCCCCGCCGAGGAAGGUGAAAGUUACACAAGAGCUGAGAAACAUUCAAGCCGAACAGAUGACAAAACUGCAAGCCAAGCACCAAGCCGAAUGCGAUUUGCUGGAAGAUAUGAGAACAUUCAGCCAGAAGAAAGCUGCAGUGGAAAGAGACUAUGCCCAGACUCUCCAGAAGUUAGCUAGUCAGUAUCUGAAGAAGGAGUGGCCAGCAGUGAAGUCGGAGGAAAGAAGCGAGUACAGAAGUAUAUAUACGGUCUGGAAGUCUUAUCUGGAAGGAACAAUGCAGGUGUCACAGUCUCGUAUUAACAUCUGUGAAAAUUAUAAGAAUUUAAUCUUCGAUCCUGCAAGGACGGUAAAAAUGUACAAGGAGCAGCAGUUAAAAAGGUGUGUAGACCAGUUGACAAGGAUCCAGAACGAGCUUCAAGAGACAGUAAAGGAUUUAGCAAAGGCCAAAAAGAAGUACUUUGAGGCCGAACAGAUGGCUCAUGCAAUGCGGGAAAAAGCCGACAUCGAUGCCAAAUCCAAACUCAGCCUGUUCCAAUCGAGGAUAAGUUUACAGAAGGCAAAUGUGAAGUUAAAAGCAAGACGGUCAGAGUGCAAUGUCAGAGCAACCCAUGCGAGGAAUGACUAUCUCCUUACCCUGGCAGCUGCAAACGCCCAUCAGGACCGCUACUAUCAGACUGACCUGGCAAACACCAUGAAGGCACUCGAUGGCAACGUGUACGAUCAUCUAAAGGACUAUCUUAUGGCAUUCAACAGGACGGAAAUAGAGACUUGCCAGGCUGUACAGAAUACAUUCCAGUAUUUAUUAGAAACCUCCAGUCGGGCUUUCAUGCAACUGAAAUUCCCUUCUGCGGUGAUGCGGGAUUACAAUCUACAGUUGUUCAUGCAAGAAAAUUCAGUAUUUCACAAAGCACAGCCUUUCCAGUUCCUGCCGUCUGACAGUGACACAAGCAGGCAACUGGAAUCUGAAACCGGCACUACAGAAGAGCACAGCCUAAAUAAAGAGGCUCGGAAAUGGGCAACGCGCGUGGCACGAGAGCACAAAAACAUCAUCCAUUGUCAGAGGGCACUUGAUGACCUUGAAUGUCAGAGCACUCCGGUUACAGAGCAAAGUCGGAUGGAACUUGAACAAAAAAUAGAAGAAACUCGAGAGAACAUCCGCAAGGCUGAGAUCACAAAGCUAAAAGCUGAAGCUCGCCUGGAUCUCUUAAGGCAAAUAGGCGUUUCUGUGGACACAUGGCUGAAGAGCGCAAUGAAUCAGGUGAUGGAAGAGCUGGAGAAUGAGCGCUGGGCAAGCCUCCCUACACUGCUGAAUAAUGGCUCCUCUCACUUGGGAAGCACAGAUGUCGAUAGGGAGGAGGGAGAGGAUCUUGAGGACAGCAUGGAUGCAUUUGAUGACAGCAGCUCAAGUCCAUCUGGCACUUUAAGAAACUAUCCAUUGACCUGCAAAGUUAUAUACUCUUAUAAGGCUUCUCAACCUGAUGAGCUCACUAUAGAGGAACAUGAAAUGCUGGAAGUGAUUGAAGAUGGAGACAUGGAAGACUGGGUGAAGGCUAGAAAUAAAUCUGGGCUAAUAGGAUACGUUCCAGAGAAAUACCUCCAAUUUCCAACAUCAAACAGUCUACUAAGCAUGCUCCAGUCGCUGGCCGCACUGGACAGCCGGUCACACACAUCCAGCAAUUCCAAUGACGUAGAGAUGGUCUCAGGGAGCAUAAAUGGCGACUCCAAUGUUUGUUUUGUAAAAGCACUUUAUGAUUAUGAUGGCCAGACGGAAGAUGAGCUGUCAUUCCCAGAAGGAGCAAUCAUCCGAAUACUGAACAAGGAGAAUCAGGACGAUGAUGGAUUCUGGGAAGGAGAGUUCAAUGGUCGUUUUGGAGUUUUUCCUUCUGUGUUAGUUGAAGAACUAUCUGGUUCUGAGAAUGGUGAUUCCCAGUGGGUUGGAGAUUGUCAGGUAUCUCCAUCACCAAAACCUCAGUCUUCUCUUCCUCCUCUGCCCCUGUAUGACCAACCUCCCACCAGUCCAAUAUUUAGUCCAGAUAAAAGGAGCUCCCAGUUUGUCCCUCCGUCACCUACUGUAAAUGAAAAUAGCAUCACUUUGGAUUCUCCAGGGAUGUCCCAGCCUCCAAGGACCACCCCAGAGACCUACCAUAGCAAGCUGAGACCUGUGCGAGCGGCCCCGCCCCCUCCAACGCAGGCGCACCGGCGGCCAGCCGAGAAGACAGAGGAUGUAGAGAUAACGUUGGUUUAACAACGGUUUCCCCUAAACCUUGCUGCAAUCGAGGCCAAAUUUGGUCUAGAUUGAAUUUUUAGGCACCAUCUGCAUGUUGAGAUCCUUGCCAGAAGGAGGAAGAAGUUGAAGGCUUUUCUACCGCAGUCGACCAAUGGUGGACUUUAUUAUGUGCCUUUUUUUGUUGUAUCUUCUUUUCCUUGAUUUACAAAUGGUAUGUGACUUCCCUUAGCACAUGUGACAUGUUAAACAACGUGCAAUUCCAAGCUGAGCCAAAUCAUUUGAACCAGAGAUCUAUCUAGCAGGUAAACAGAUUUUCUAUAAAUGAAACAAUUGUUUCUUUACCCCUGCUUAUUAUGUUAACUUUACAAUUAAGACAUUUUAUUUGAUGUACACUUUAAAACUGGUUGCUAAAAACCCUCUAUAUUCGUUUUCAUCAGAAUAAGAUUAUGUGGACUUUAAUCUGAUGAUUUUACAUUUCAGGCAUUUGUCUUAUUGUUAACUGUUAGCUAUGUCACUGGUGAGUGGUGUGGCCGUGCGGGUAUUGCACUAAUAAGCUAAGGCUUAUAGAAUGUCCUCAUACAUGCAGCAUAGUCAUAGAAUACUUCUAUCAGGUGCGUUAGUACAGUAUAUUACUGUUGCCAUAGGAAUGUGUUUAUUGUCCAAUUUCUCCUGGUAUCUGAUUGUGUAUUUAUCAGAAGUUAUCAAGGAAUCCCCUCUAAAGCUGCUAAACAUUUCUGGCAGUGAUGGGGUUACAUAAAGGGAAACUAAGAGGCUGGCUCCUCUCAAUAUUACCCUGGAAAAUAUAAAAAGCAAUGUUCUGUAAAAAAAAACAUAUGGUGGCGCGUUUAACAAUACACGUCUCAUCAAUUAUUAACCGUUCAAAAACCAUGUAACUAAAUGUUCUAUUAAUAUUCAUGCGGCUCAUUUAGCAUAGUGUAACCAGCAGCUGUGGCUCCUAGCAAAUGGGAGACAUAUACCCAAUAAACAAUUAUAGCUCGGCAUCCGAUCUACGCUUGUGAACAAAACCAACCCUUUAUUUUACUAGUCUUUUGCUUGUAUACUUUAUUUGAAGUGCUAAAAUGCUGCUCAUCUCUUGAUAAGUAACGUAACAUAUUAAAGCAAAACUCCCUCGUCAAUCGUCAUGUACUAUUGGGGUUUAUCACCUUUACCUUUCAACAUUCUCCCCUUGCGUGUCAGAUUUUGGCGUCCUCAUCGCCUAUUUGCAUUAUUUUUCCUUCGUCCUUACUUAUGAAUGUAACAAAUAGAAUUCUUACAGGAAUACACAAUAUCCCAAAGAACCCAACAUUCUAUAAGACAACUGAAGUUAUAGACCGUUUAUUGUUUCUGGCGAGUGGCGCCUAAUGCGAGGAGUGAUUUUUAACUCCUGGUUUAAAAGCAUUUAUUUUUUUAGUACUUUAUUGUAUCAAACUAUCCCCACUUAAAUACACUAUCUACAGUAUAAUUAGAUUUUCUAAUACCCCCAGCCAUUUGUUUUAUAAAGUGUUUGUUUUGUUUUUCCCCAAACGUUUUAAGGGGCGAUGAUCUGUUUUGCAAGAAUGUGUUUAACCUACUGCGAGAGUUAAUCAGUUUGUUUAUGUGAGGCUCCAGCAUUCGGAUAUUCCUUGUGCACAAAAUGAGCCAUAUUUUAUGUGUUUGAACAAUGUUCAAAUGUAUCUUCGUUGAAGAUUAUUUUAAAAUUGAAUUCUUUAGUUUUAGGACCCCCUCAAUAUUCCCUUUUCAAUUCUGCGUUUUGUUUUUGUUUUUUAAUUUAAAAUUUUAAUGUUUACGUAAUAUAUCUGCAACAACCGCUGGCUUGAAAAGUAAUUUCAGUAGUAAUUAACUCCUUUUUCUGCCAGGGAUUAUUUUUCCCGCCUGUUUGGCAGAGAUGGUUCAGUUCCGAAAACAUUUCUGUAAACCAUUUGGCCAGUUUUUCUCCACAACCGUUACAUAAAAUAAGUGUUAUUUGAAAAAAGAAAAAAAAAAAUAAGACAUAUGUAAAAUAAAUAAAUAAAAAUAUUUUCCAAUAAGAGCUGCUAAUUUUAUUUAACAAGGUUGUAAAAAAAUGCCUCUAACUUCAUGUAGGACAUUACAUCCAUCUAUCACAGUGUACAGUGUCAAUACUCAAAGAAAAGGUGCAAUGUUUCUUUGUAUUGGCUGUAAAAAAAAGUUUGUAUUUAUUAUGUAUAAAAUGUUGAAUAAUAAAAAGUGGAAUAUACAGAUCACAA